This is a messenger RNA of Tachyglossus aculeatus (Australian echidna), 1737 nucleotides long. RefSeq names its product target of myb1 membrane trafficking protein (gene TOM1). The coding region runs from base 26 to 1528 and encodes 500 amino acids. Lineage: Eukaryota; Metazoa; Chordata; Mammalia; Monotremata; Tachyglossidae. Gene Ontology annotation, cellular component: endosome; membrane. The record is from RefSeq and is a predicted model, not a curated record. The transcript has 15 exons. Gene Ontology annotation, biological process: signal transduction. Gene Ontology annotation, molecular function: clathrin binding; phosphatidylinositol binding; ubiquitin binding.
GGCGGCGGCGUUGGCGUUGUCAGCGAUGGAGUUUCUGUUGGGGAAUCCAUUCAGCUCUCCGGUCGGCCAAAGGAUCGAAAAAGCCACCGAUGGAGCCCUCCAGGCCGAAGACUGGGCCCUCAACAUGGAGAUCUGUGACAUCAUCAACGAGACGGAGGAAGGUCCCAAAGAUGCCUUCCGAGCAGUGAAGAAGAGGAUUGUGGGGAAUAAAAAUUUCCAUGAAGUGAUGCUGGCCCUCACGGUCUUGGAGACUUGUGUCAAAAACUGUGGCCACCGCUUCCACGUUCUGGUGGCCAGUCAAGACUUCGUCGAGGGCGUCCUGGUGAGGACCAUCCUACCCAAGAACAACCCACCCGCCAUAGUGCACGACAAGGUCUUGAAUCUGAUCCAGUCCUGGGCAGAUGCAUUUCGCAGCUCCCCAGACUUGACGGGAGUCGUCGCUGUCUACGAAGACCUCAGGAGGAAAGGCCUGGAGUUCCCCAUGACCGACCUAGACAUGCUGUCCCCCAUCCACACGCCGCAGAGGACUGUUUACAGCUCCGAAUCGCAAACCGGGCAGAACUCUGCGGUGAGUGACGCCCCUCAGGGGGUCGAUUCCCAGCUGCUCCCCGUUGCCCCUCCGCCGCCGAUGCCUGCGCCUCAGGACGACACGCCCAUCAUGCCAACCCCAGAGCAGAUUGGGAAGCUGCGCAGCGAGCUGGAGGUGGUCAACGGAAACGUCAAGGUCAUGUCGGAGAUGCUGACGGAGCUGGUGCCGGGGCAGGCGGAGCCGGCGGACCUGGAGCUGCUCCAGGACCUGAAUCGGACAUGUAAGGCCAUGCAGAAGCGGGUGCUAGAACUGAUUCCCCGCGUUCUCAACGAGCAGCUGACGGAGGAGUUGCUCAUCAUCAACGAUAACCUCAACAACGUAUUCCUCCGCCACGAACGGUUUGAGCGGUUCCGGACUGUCCAGUCUGCAAAGGUCCCGAGCGAGGUGGAAAGCGCAACCAGUCUGAUUGACAUGGGACCCGACUUGGCCGCAGCAAGUAACCAGUCGGAAGCCCCCGGAAACCUCUCGUCUCAGCUGGCCAACAUGAACCUGGGCUCGGAUAGCGUCAGUGCGGGACUGCAGUCCCUGGAGCCUCCCGCCAAGCUGGAAGAAGAGUUCGACAUGUUCGCCUUCACCCGGAGCAGUUCGCUGGCCGAUCAACGCAAAGAAGUAAAAUAUGAAGAUCCGCAAGCCACUGAUGGGCUGGCCGGAGCGCUGGAUGCCCGUCAGCAGAGCACAGGAGCGAUUCCAGUGACUCAGGCCUGCUUCAUGGAGGAUAUUGAACAGUGGCUGUCCACUGAUGUGGGCAAUGAGGCGGAGGACUCUCAAGGAGUCACCAGCGAAGGUAAAUUUGAUAAAUUCCUGGAAGACCGAGCAAAGGCUGCCGAAAGGCUCCCUAACCUCCCCAGCGCGCCAGCCGGGCCGCCCAGCGCCCCGCCCAGCUCCGCUCCCCGAAAGAAGCCAAAGGAGAAGGAAGACGACGCUCUGUUUGCCUUAUGAACCCUCGGGGCUAGCGUGCCACCGAGCAAGUGGACUGGCCACACCUUCCCUUUCUCCUGCCAGGCUGGAGCGGGGGGAGAGCAAGGGGGCCUCGGGACCCCGCUGCUUCUACCUCCAGGCUUAAGCUGCUUUGGGGUGAUUUAUUAUUGAUUAUUGUAUCAGGGACGAGAUGGGUCAGACUCGGGAAGUGGGGAGGUGGCAGGGCUGCA